Felis catus (domestic cat) is the source of this 1009-nucleotide messenger RNA. It is a transcript of the gene DENR, whose product is annotated as density regulated re-initiation and release factor. Lineage: Eukaryota; Metazoa; Chordata; Mammalia; Carnivora; Felidae. Gene Ontology annotation, molecular function: mRNA binding; translation initiation factor activity. Gene Ontology annotation, biological process: translation reinitiation; formation of translation preinitiation complex. The record is from RefSeq and is a predicted model, not a curated record. The transcript is spliced from 8 exons. Bases 165 to 761 code for a protein of 198 amino acids.
GCCUGAAUCUCGCGAUAAAGGCUUAUUGUCUCGCGGGACCGCGGCUGGCAGACGGGCUUUCAGGCGGCCCUGGCCGGGGAAGAGGAGUUGCAUGUGUCGCUUCAGCUGGCGGUAGUGGCGGGAGCGGAGGCGGCGGGGGUUGUGCGACCGCCUGGGUUUGUGAGAUGGCUGCUGAUAUUUCUGAAUCCGGUGGGCAUGAUUGCAAAGGAGAGCCGAGGGGCAAUACCAAGUUAGAUGCAGACUACCCACUUCGAGUCCUCUACUGUGGAGUCUGCUCAUUACCAACAGAGUACUGUGAAUAUAUGCCUGAUGUCGCUAAAUGUCGACAGUGGUUAGAGAAGAAUUUUCCAAAUGAGUUUGCAAAACUUACUGUAGAAAAUUCGCCCAAACAAGAAUCUGGAAUUAGUGAGGGUCAAGGCACAGCAGGGGAAGAAGAAGAGAAGAAAAAGCAGAAGAGAGGUGGAAGGGGUCAAAUAAAGCAAAAAAAGAAGACUGUACCACAAAAGGUUACGAUAGCCAAAAUUCCCAGAGCAAAGAAGAAAUAUGUAACAAGAGUAUGUGGCCUUGCAACUUUUGAAAUUGAUCUAAAAGAAGCACAAAGAUUUUUUGCUCAAAAAUUCUCCUGUGGUGCCUCAGUGACAGGAGAGGAUGAAAUCAUCAUUCAGGGAGACUUUACAGAUGACAUAAUUGAUGUCAUUCAGGAAAAAUGGCCAGAGGUGGAUGAUGAUAGCAUCGAAGAUCUUGGAGAAGUAAAGAAGUGAUUUUGAAAAUUUGUCUCUAUUUAAUGAUUUGAACUGAGAGUUGAUAUGGCCAAAGGGAGAGAGGCCUUUUAAAAAUAUAUAUAUUUAUCCUACAGUAAAACUGUAGACUACCCUCACCCUUGGCAUUUUCACUGUUCUGUAUAAGGCUGCUUGUUUUUUUUAUUGCCAAAGUCUAAUAAACAGGGGAGACUGUCAUGCUUAUGCAUGAAAUAGAAUUUAGUCAAAUAAAAAUUUUUGGUCAUUUGGUA